Molecule: messenger RNA, 2004 nt
Organism: Bradysia coprophila
Lineage: Eukaryota; Metazoa; Arthropoda; Insecta; Diptera; Sciaridae
Gene: ScpX
Product: Sterol carrier protein X-related thiolase
Molecular function (GO): acyltransferase activity, transferring groups other than amino-acyl groups
Source: RefSeq, a predicted model, not a curated record
UACAUUCAGUCUAUAUCAGCGUACCAUUCGCGACAGUUUGUGUUUGUUAAUUCUGACAAUUUUUCGCUGUUCUCUUUACAACUCCGUUGUUCAGUAAUUUUCCGGAAGAUUUUCUUUUUUCGAAAGUUCAUUUUACUGUUUCGAAAGUGAUAAAUUAGGAAAAUAAUUUAGCCAAAAUGAGUCGCACACCAAAAGUUUAUGUUAUCGGUUGUGGCAUGACCAAAUUUGAAAAGCCCGGUCGCCGCGAAAAUUUCGAUUAUCCACAAAUGGUCAAAGAGUCAGUGACAAAAGCCUUAGCUGAUGCCAAAAUAAAUUACACAGAAAUUCAACAGGCUUGUGUUGGAUUUGUGUCAGGUGACUCAACAAGUGGUCAACGUGCUUUGUAUGAAGUGGGCAUGACAGGCAUUCCAGUUUACAAUGUAAACAACAAUUGUUCAACAGGUGCCACAGCACUGAUGUUAGCGAAACAAUUAAUCGAAACGGGCAACAAUGAUUGCGUUCUUGCUGUUGGCUUUGAAAAAAUGCAACGAGGAUCUCUGUCGCUUACGCAUACCGAUCGUGCCAAUCCUAUGGAAUUUCACUUGGAGAGCAUGAGCAAGGUACACGAUAUUACUGCGUCGCCAAUAACUGCACAAAUGUUCGGAAAUGCCGGUGUUGAGCAUAUGAAACUGUACGGUACCACACCCGAUCACUUUGCCAAAAUUGCGUACAAAAACCACAAACAUUCCGUGAACAAUCCGUACGCUCAAUUCCAAGAUUACUACACGUUGGAUCAAAUCAAGAAAGCCCCACACGUCCAUGCGAUGCUGACCCGUUUAAUGUGUAGUCCCACCAGUGACGGCAGUGCUGCUUGUGUACUGGCAUCGGAAGCAUUUGUGAGACGAAACGGCCUUGAGGGUCAAGCCGUUGAAAUUGUCGGCUUGGAAAUGGCAACUGAUGUCCCAGCGUCGUUCAACGAAAACAGUAUGAUGAAAAUGGUCGGCUAUGAGAUGACGAGGAUCGCCGCUCAAAAGCUGUUCGUUAAAUCCAAUUACAAGCCCCAAGACGUCGAUGUCGUUGAGUUGCAUGAUUGCUUUGCACCCAACGAAUUGAUCACCUAUGAAGCGCUAGGUUUGUGCGAUGUGGGCAAAGCAGGUGAAAUGAUUGAUCGUGGCGACAAUACGUACGGCGGAAAAUAUGUGAUAAAUCCAAGUGGUGGUUUGAUCAGCAAAGGUCAUCCGCUCGGAGCAACUGGCUUGGCUCAAUGUUCGGAAAUCUGUUGGCAAUUACGUGGAUUAGCUGGCAAACGGCAGGUGCCGAAUGCUAAAUUGGGACUUCAACACAAUAUCGGUUUGGGUGGUGCGGCUGUUGUCGGUCUGUACCGUCUAGGAUUCCCGCAGCAAAAUGUUAAACUAAAUUUGACUAGUGGACAGAUCAGUGCCAAUGGUGAAGGAUUUUUGGUGACUCCUUACCUGAAAGUGUUGGAACAAGCCAUGGAAGAGGACAAAGACAAUUUGAUUGCCAAAGUUCGUGGAAUUUACGGCUUUAAAGUAACGAAUGGACCGAAUGGUGCAUCUGGAUACUGGGUUAUAAAUGCCAAGACCGGAAAGGGUAGCAUCACCUACAACGGAACAGAGAAACCAGACGUUACAUUCAUCAUAUCCGAUGUGGACGUUGCUGAAUUAAUAUCUGGUAAAUUGCCGCCACAAAAGGCCUUUUUCCAAGGAAAGGUCAAAGUUCAGGGUAAUAUGGGGCUGGCUAUGAAAUUGGUCGAUUUGCAGCGGACCGCUCAGAAUCGUAUCGAGGAGCUUCGGUCGAAAUUGUAAAUUUUUAUCGUUCGCUAUCAAUUAGUAGGAGCAGCUGGGGUCAAUUGGAUUUCUAUAAAAAAAAAUUGUUUCUUGUACGAGUUAAGCGGUGAUUUUGUGCAAUCGUGUUGGAAGGCAUUUUCGUUACAUUUUAUUAGUUGAUGGUUUCUGUUUUGUAAACUGAAUUUUCCUUUUUAUACAAAUAAAUAUUUUUACCUAA